Molecule: messenger RNA, 5944 nt
Organism: Xylaria bambusicola
Lineage: Eukaryota; Fungi; Ascomycota; Sordariomycetes; Xylariales; Xylariaceae
Exons: 11
Coding region: 120-5453 (1777 amino acids)
Source: RefSeq, a predicted model, not a curated record
AAAAUCGCUGUCUACGCUCCUUUCUUUCGCAAGCGAUGCCUUUGGGUUGAGUUCUCCCACCUAGUUUUCUGAAGAUACACAUCCUGCGUCUUUGGAAAACGACGCUCAAGUUGGGCAAGAUGUCCCAUAGCGAGGAUGAGGCUCCCCUCUCUGAGGCUCCCCUCUCUGAGGCGGGCGCGAAAGCUCUCGUGGAGCGCAUAGCUGAUGAGCAUGGCUAUGUGGGUGAAGAUGUCUUGCGAACGAUGACGCCCGAAGCGAGGCGGGUCGUCGAGAGGGCAUUCCAUAUGAAAGAUGCGAUGAUCGGAUCAAGCGUAAUCACGCUAUCUAAGAAUCUAUAUACAAGCCCUGCGCGCUUCGUGUUCGAAAUGCUCCAAAAUGCGGACGAUAACAGCUACUCUAGAGCUCGGGCUCGCAACGAGGAGCCUUAUGUGACAUUUAAUGUUUCUCCUCAGUAUAUCACUGUCGAAUGCAACGAGGACGGUUUCACUCGCAAGAAUCUCAGUGCUAUUUGUAGUAUUGGCAAGAGCUCGAAAAUGGGUGCCCAGGGAUACAUCGGAGAGAAAGGAAUUGGGUUCAAGUCCGUAUUCAUGGCUGCCUAUAAAGUACACAUACAGUCCGAAAACUUCUCAUUCUCUUUCCUUCAUAGGCGUGGCGACUCGGGGAUUGGCAUGAUCUCUCCAGUCUGGGAAGAGUGGGAAAACCGUCCGCCCUCUGGAAUCACGAGAAUCAAGCUAUUCCUCAUUGACAAUCUCGAUGUUAAGACUGAGGUGGCUGAACACCCAAUUAUGCAACAGUUCCGAGAAAUCCAAGAGACCUACCUACUAUUCAUGAAGAAUCUUCGCUGCGUGAAGGUGAACUUCAUUAAUGACCACGAAUCACAUAUUUCAUCGGCCGUCUAUUCCAUCAAAGCCUCAUCCAACGGAAACCGGGCAUCAUUGAUAAGACAGAAAGACGGUGACACGCACCGAGUCAAGAACUAUCACGUUACUAGGUCUCUCGCACGGAAUCUUCCUCGAAAUGAGAGCCGCGAGUACUCGGAAACGGAACUGGCCACAGAAUCAUGGUCCUCGUCAGAGGUUGUCCUCGCAUUCCCUUUAGAUGGUGAUGGGUGUGCGCCGGAAGAAGUCGAGAGCCAGCAGGUUUUUGCGUUUUUGCCCAUUAGAAACAUGGGCUUCAAGUUUUUGAUCCAGGCAGAUUUCGUGACUCAAGCCAACCGCCAAGACAUUGUCACCUCAUCCAACAGAAAUCAGGCUCUUCGUGAUGGGAUCGCGGACACAUUUGCCGAGGCGAUGGCACAAUUAUGCGCAGAUGGCUUACUCAGAUAUACGUGGAUAAGAUAUCUGCCAGUGAAAUCAGAUUAUCCAUGGGAUGAGUACUGGAGCGGGCUCUAUGAGCGUAUCAGAAGCAAAGUAAUAGCGACGCCUCUGAUGCAUUCUUUCACCGAGACCUUCCCGCACAGAAUUGAAGAGGUGCGAAAGUCGAGACCUACCGAUGCUGACGAUAACGGUGAUCCAAUCUUCAAGAAUAUCGAUCCAGAAAAGUACUUAUCGAAGCGAUACCUUAAGUCGGAACUGGACAAGAUUCACUGCUACUAUGGAUUAAAAGAGAUGGAGUAUAGUGAGAUUCUAAUGCGGGCCUCGGAAGAUCUCAAAACCCCCAAUUCUCGGAUGAAGUCACCGGAGACAGGAGAUGAAUGGCAUGAAAAGGCUGCAAGACUGCUGUGCUACGCUUUUGCUGAAGAUGAGCAACUCAAGCAGACUGUCGAAGAGCUCGACGUGAUCCCGCUUCAGAACGGAGAAUGGAUAAGAGCGAGACAUGCACAUCAUCAAUUAUCAUUCCCAGAUACUGAUGGCGGCCUUCCUAUCCCCCAUGACCUUCCAUUUAGCAUAAUUAGUUCAUUAGCUUCGGAAGGUGACUACCGUAGUCAACUGUACGGACUUCUUGGAGCAGUGCGCCCGUCGAAUCCCUUGGUACGGCAACUCAUUUUCGACAAAUACUCAGCCUUGAUCAGCCGAAAUGUAGUAUUCGAUGGCUGGGACCAACCAGAUAUCUCCAUAGCCCACCUAGAGUUCCUUUACCAAACUGAUGGCCCAAAGCCUGUAGACGUUGGUAAAUAUCAGCAUGUCACCGUACUCACUGAGCGGAAAGACUUGGUCACACCAUUAUCUACAGAUGUCUACAUCUCCAACGAUCACCGAUACGGCGCGAAAAACCUUCUGAAGCCAAUCGAAAACGCAACGUGUCCUGAAUUCACCAUUCCAGGAUAUCCUGUGCACUUCCUCCUGUCUGAUUAUAUAAUACCUCCUUCUGAACAGGUUAAUGAAGGUGGUGAAGAUGAGGCAAGCGCUAUUAGGUCAACAGAUGUCUGGUUGAACUGGCUUCAAGAGCGCCUUGGGGUUCUUGUACAGUUAAGACUGUUCAACGGCGCCUCUGAAUUUACGGAUAUGUUUUGCUGGAUCAUCAGUAACCGACCAGAAGAGAUCCUUGGCCUCCUUCAUCAUCAGUGGCCUAUCAUUAAAGAUCAGGUCUCUCAUAGUUCGGAGAUCAAAGAGAAGAUCGCCAAUAUUGCGGUUCCAUGUGCCGGAAGUCCCGAUUUACAUUCUCUGUCUAGGACAUAUCUUCCCACACCAGAACUGAAAUCACGCUUCUCUCAAUACGUGGAGGGUACGGAUGAAUUUGCAUUUCUCAACUUUGAUGAUACCCUAGCUCCUAACGAUCUGUCGUCGUGGUCCUUUCUUCACGAUUAUUUUGGCGUGGGAAAAUCUGAUACACUCCUGUUCUAUCUCGAUGUCCUUGCUGCUAUGAACCGCAGUCAGGUCACUGAGCCCCGAAGAGUGUUCGAAAUUUACCAGAUCAUAUAUGGAAAAGUGAUCAGCUGGGAAGACAUUGCAAUUGGACGGGAGCUCGUCAGAUCCUUCUUCCAAGACCACGCCCUGGUAAUGCUUCCUACAGAAAACGGUCUAAGAUGGGAGCACAGUGAUAGCUGUCGUUGGAACGCCCCCAUGAACAUGAAGUCCGUUUCGGGACUAGAGGGUUACUAUUCUCCAAUCUAUGAGGAUAAUGCGGCUUUAAGGAGCACUCUAGGCCCCUUUAUGCGCGAGAUAGUCGGGGUGCGGGACCUGUCUUGGUCGGAUAUCGUCACUGAGCUAGAACGACAGAAGACAGACAGCGCAGGUUGGGACAAGGGAGUAAUAUGCCAAAUGUAUCAACUAUUAGCUAAUCUGAAGCCGGAUCUUACCGAAGAUGAGCUGGUUGAAGUCAAGGAUUUAUUCAGCACUAAAGAGUUGGUACUCGCUUCUGGAGGCUGGCACACGACAGAGGCCUGUAUAUGGUCUAGCGCUACCAGUAUACCUGGGAAAGUCGCCCUCAAUACCGAUUGGCCUUCCAUGAAGAUGUUCUUCGUUCAUGUUCUGGGAGUAUCGACAUUAACGCUGAACAUGGCCUACGAGGAAUUGCAGAGGAAGGGAGUAUCUGAAGGCGUAACCAUAUCCGAGGUGAAGCAAGAGCUCUGGCAGUUCAACUCUCUCCUUGCUACCGCCCAGGAGAAGCUAGAUGCCGGCCCGAUUCUUAAGGGUCGAAUUUUUCCCGUGCGGUCGCCCGAUGGUUCAGUGGCACUUCUUUCAGCGGCGGAGAACGACUUUGCGAUAGUCGACAGAAAAGCUCUGGGACAGAAAUUUGAGCAAUCGGCAAGAUUGCUUGAUUUUGCCUUCGAUGAAGUACAUCGUCUCCGACAUUUCCUGGAAUGGGCUGGAUUAGAUGAGCGCCGUCUUUCUGUUAGAGUUACUGAAGUGACAGCACCGGCCAGCAGUGAAGGUGGUACGCUUGAAGAGUCCGAGCGACAGAUCAAACCAAGAGCGUAUGCGCUGUGUCGUAUCGCGACACAUGUGCGCAGUCCUAGGGCGCAAGACCCCGAAACAUUCUACCAGCUGCUCAAAAACUCGACGAUCAUUGAAACGGACGCCAUAAAAUCCGAGUUGCAUCUCCAAGAAGAUGACCAGAUUUUGAAAGUAGAGCAAUUCCAAGCCGAGCUUCACAUUGAUGCUACGCAGGAUACUUUACGCAUAUACGUUCCUAAAGACGCAGUCCGUCAGGACAUAUGUUUCCUCUUUAAUCUCCCUUAUGCCAUCUACAAAUGGAUGAUGGAAGAUAGUGACGCUACCGUGGGCAUACGGGAAAGCGAACAGGCUAAACGUAUCAUUCAAAGUGUCUUAACUGCCAACCCAUCGUCACUCGAAUUGCUUCUAGAAAAGGAAGGUAUUGUGGAGCUGAGUUUUCCAGAAGUGGAAGAGGAGGAAGUAAUGGAAGAGGUCGUGAUUAAUUCCACAGAGGAAGUUGACUACUACUCGGAUAUGACAUUCCAGCAAACCUCCGACAGUUAUUAUGCAAGCGGCGAAGACGAAGCGCCGAAUACGCCUAUCCUCUCAGAAGGUGACAGCGCUACGUUAGUGAGCGAACUUGACAAUACAUUGGCACAGACUCCGACGACAUCCUCUUGGCCUAGUCCUCUCGUCGAAAACAAGGAGGAUCAAGAUGAAGAAUAUCCUCUUUCUCCCAACACAUCUCAGGAGAAACCCUUCGAUUGGCCGACUGAGCCCAACACCGCUUCUCCCGAGACGGUGCGUGCUGCUCCUCCGUCGCCAGAGCCAGCCACGUUCUCGCAGCCAUCCACACCUGUUCCUUCGCGGCCUGGCACUCCGACAGAUCAGGGUGACCGGAAAGACCGAAGAAACAGGGAUGACAUUGAUAUGCGCGGAUCCGCAUACCUUACUCUUCUCAACAAGGUUAUCAGCGUAGCCCGUGGAGCUUGUCUUCCGAACAAGGGGACCUUGGAUUUGUCAGCGAUGAAGGUCAAAAUGAAUGAAGUCGACACAAGUAUCAAUGAGGACUAUUUCAAACUGCGCACUGCCCGUGCGAUCGAGCGAGACAAGAUGCUUGGAGCCGCCGGAGAGUUAUAUGUAUAUGAGUUGCUAUCGAACGCCAACGUCGGGCUGUCCUUCCCCCGCACGCGGUGGCAGAGCAUUAUCCGUACAUAUGUGACUGUGCACUCAGAUUACGCGGACAUGGGACCUUGGACGGGAAUCGAGACAGCUGAUUUCGUGUACACCGACUUUGAUAGUGUCCUAACUACUGCUUUGAUCGAUAAUGGUUAUCUCAAUAAGGAGGUAUGGAAAGGGCGGGAGCCGACAUACUAUAUUGACGUGAAAACCACGACAGGCGUGUGCGAGACUCCAUUCAUGAUGAGCAAGUCGCAGUGCAAGAGGAUGAGGACGAAGAGCAAUGGCCCCAGAGGCAAAGAAAGACAGGAUAGCAUAUAUGUUGUGUUCCGAGUCUUCAACCUCGGCAAGUCAUCGAUGGGCUGCGCGAUUUAUGUUGACCCGGAUGCUAUGAGGGUCCAAGCCGCUCUGAACUUUAGGGCAGAGACUUGGUCGGUCGUCCCCAGGGCAUCUGCGUAACGAUCAAGCUGGCUUCCGACAGGAAACAAAGGGAGAGGGUGUUGAGCGGUGAAGUAAUCAUGUACUGGUGAGGAUACUGGUCGACGUCGCCCAUCAUGAGACGGUCAUGAACACACGACGACACUUUUUCUACAUGACUUGAAUUUGAUUUCAUGUCAUUGGCAUCUGUACUCUGCAUUAGCCAUCGGACCGCACAUAUUGCAAAGGAGUUACCGGAAGUAAGGCAUAAGGACAAUGAGCGGCACAAUACCUAAGCGAUGGAGGAUUGAAUUUCGGGCGGACUCUCAUAUUUGACUUGGGUUGGAGUUUUUUUAAUAAGAAAAUUUUUAUCACUCUUCUCUCUAAAGCGUUACGAUCAGCCUGACAUAUAUAAAAUAAAAGGAAUAAGAGUAGAGUGGUAAAAUGGUGUUAUAUUUGAUAUCAGUUCCCUCUCUUAUAGUAGGUACCUAGGUACCUAAGGUAGGUAGGUAGGUAUUUACGCUACAGCAUCU